AUGACUACGCUGGCGUUCCCGUUUCAGCCGCAGUACAAUCCUCCCACCACGGAGGGCGCUGUCUGCCACAUUACCACCAGGUCCUAUCCGCUUCCGCUGCUGUGCAACCUCUUCUCUCCCAGUCGCUCUUUAAUGCUGGCACACUGCUCCCAGUUGCACCCCCAGCAGGAGCCACCCGAUGGCAUCAUCAUUUCACUGCAGCCCCUUGCAGCAGACUCUGAGGACACAUUAGCAGAGAUCCCAGUGAAGCGAAGACGAGGGCGACCAAAAGGCUCUACAAAGAAGUUGCGCGUAAAUUUGCCAGAGGGCAAGGCUGACUCCACCCAUUCUCCAGAGGAUAAUAUUCAAAGAGGAGAUGAGAGGAUUAAGGUGGAGGCAAAUUUACAAGCUGGAAACAAUGAUGGGACAUUGGUGUUGGAAUGUAAAAACUGUCACUGGACCUUCAGCAACACUCGGCAGAUCCUCAAACACAUCUGCCUAAAAGAAGAAGAGGACGAAGAGGAGAAUGCAUCUGUGGAGGAGCAGGAGUUGAGGAUUCUAGGAAUUUGGACCAUGAGGGAGCAGAUCCAGACCAGCACCAAGGAGUCCGGGGUUUGCCCUCAGAGUGCAUUCCAGCAGGUGUUUUCAUUUCUUCAGAAGACUCGGCUUAACAUGGAGACUUUGCAACGCCUCAGGAAAAUUCAUGGGGACCUGGAAUGUCAGUACUGUGGUAAAUUGUUCUGGUACAAAGUCCACUAUAACAUCCACGUACGCAGACACACCAAGGAGCACUCGUAUUACUGUUCAAAGUGCAGCUACUCGUCCAUCACCAAAACCUCUUUAAUGCGGCACCAGAUCCAGAAGCACAGUGGCUUGCUGCUGCCUUGUUCCAGUCCUGGCUGUAAAUACACCACACCUGACAAAUACAAACUUCAGGCCCAUUUGAGGACGCAUCAGGGACAGGAGAAUAGUUUGGCCUGUCCUGUCUGCCAGCACAGCUAUCCAGAGCACAGACUGAAACACCACAUCAAAACAUCCCACCCUGACACACUACCUGUGCAGGGUAAAGGACUGAUGUUGCAGCGCGCAGAGAAGUGCCCUUAUUGUGACUCCUACUUUCUAAAGAACAGUGAAUUUCAGCAGCACAUCUGGGCCCACCAAGGUUUGAAGCCAUAUGUCUGCAGUGUGUGUGACUAUGCAGGACGCACUAGGAGUAACCUGAAGACUCAUAUGAACCGACACAACACAGAGAGACAUUAUCUCUGUGAUCUGUGCGGUAAAAAGUUCAAAUCUAAAGUAACGCUGAAAAGCCACAGGCUUAGCCACACCAGUGAAGGUAAGCGGUUUCACUGUUCAGAGUGUGACUUCACCUCAGUCUCCAAGCCGUCCUUGCUCAGACACAUGGAGCAACACGCAGAAUAUAAGCCAUUUCAUUGUGCCCACUGCCACUACUCCUGUAACACUUCUGGUCCUCUGAAGCGUCACUACAACUUGAAACACCCAAAUGAGAAAUAUGAGAAUGCUGGACCUGGACUGUCUGGUGCUCUGAAACAGCAAGGUCUGAUCUCUGCUCUGCCACCGUCAUGGGAGGUGGGGCAGGCGGGAACAACCCAGUAUGUGUCUGUGGAGGAUGAAGAGCAGCUGACAGAAGCACCUGUAACAGCCCUGCAUGACAAUGUUAAUAUCCAGCAGAUUGCUGAACUUGGUUCAGAGACUCAUGACGCUGUCACCUCUGUGGUCACCAUGGCUCCAGGCGCUGUUACUGUCGUACAGCAGGUGUCUGAUGAGCAGGAAGUCAGUGACUGCAGCAACCAGCUGAUGGUGGUGAACACAGAUGGGGAUCUAACUGGUGACCAGGUGGUGGUGGUGGAGGACGCACAGGGCCUGGAAGCUCUGACGGUUCUUACUCAGGGCGAAAACGCUCAGCACUAUAUUGUCUAUGUCCAGGAACAUACUAUAGAAAUCAACUAGUAAUGAUAGCAUUUGUUAGCCUGUUGCUUCAUCAGUGCUGAGGGGAUGGCCUGGGCUGACACUUUUUUAAUGUAAAAAAUUAAAUGCUAUAAUUGUUUGUAAAUUUCUGCACUACUUAAUAAAGGUUUUGACAUUGUAUAUAGUUGUUCAGUUUCAAUUGGUUUUGUGACAUUAUUAAGUUCUAUUUACUGGAAAUUAUAAAACAGAAAACCACAAACAUGCUGCAUACUACAAGCAAAACCAAGGAAUUGCUUGACCGCAGUGAGAGUGGAUGGGCCUUGGCAUGCAAUUACCACCCUAAUAUGACUACAUGAAGCACAUAAUUUUAGCAUCAAA
Monopterus albus (swamp eel) is the source of this 2286-nucleotide messenger RNA. Its product is annotated as zinc finger protein ZFAT-like. The record is from RefSeq and is a predicted model, not a curated record. NCBI's taxonomy places the organism in Eukaryota, Metazoa, Chordata, Actinopteri, Synbranchiformes, Synbranchidae. The coding region runs from base 1 to 1950 and encodes 649 amino acids. Gene Ontology annotation, cellular component: nucleus. Gene Ontology annotation, biological process: regulation of gene expression. The transcript is spliced from 16 exons.